AUGUGUCACUUGGGCCCGCUGAUAGGAUGCGUUCCGCUCUGGUGCUUCCGAGGAUGGGCCAAAUGCUUUGGAUGCUGGAGAGUGGCAAUGAUGGGAAUCUUUUCGAAAAGACCUGCCUUCCUGGCGCCCACGCCUGAACGAACCAAGGAAGAGAAAGCAUUCGUGCGGCGUUUGGAUAUUUUCUUAAUGACCUUUGGAUGCAUUUCUCAAGUCAUCAAGUACUUGGAUCAACAAAACAUCAACAACGCCUACGUCUCCGGCAUGCAAGAAGACCUCUCCCUCCACGGCAACGAACUAAAUUACUUCACCACCGCUUUCAACAUCUCCUACUGCCUCAUGCUCAUCCCCUCCCAAAUCAUCCUCACGCACGUCCGCCCCUCCUUCUGGCUCCCAGGCCUCGAAAUCGGCUGGGGGAUCCUCACAGGCCUCAUGGCAACCGUAACAUCCGCCAAACAAGUCUACAUCAUCCGCGUCUUCCUCGGAGCAUUCGAAAGUAGCGCUUGGCCCGGUAUGAUGACACUUUUCAUGCACUGGUAUACUCCCACCGAACUUGCGAAGCGAAUGGGCUUUUAUCAUUCUUGUCAGGCGAUUGGGAAUAUGAUGAGUGGCGGGUUGCAGGCUGCUAUUAUGAGGACUUUGGAUGGGAAUUUGGGGUUGGAGGGGUGGAGGUGGUUGUUUGUGAUUAAUGCGGUUGUUACGGUUGUUUGGGGGUUUCUGGGGGUUGUGAUGUUGCCGGAUUAUCCGAAUAGGAGGAAUCCGAGGGCUUUUUGGUUUAGUAGGGAUGAUCAGGAGUUGGCGAUUGGGAGGCUGAUUAGGUAUAAGAGGGCGGAGCCGAGGGGUGUUACGUGGGAGAGUUUCAAGAGGACUUUUUCGUCUUGGGUUGUGUAUUUCGUGGCUGUGCUGUAUGCUGGCACUGUGCUGGCUACUUACGGCUAUGUAUACUUCGGACUGUUUCUGAAGGCGCAGACGAGACCAGAUGGCUCGAAGAGGUGGUCGACUGAGGAAGUCAAUGUGAUUCCUAUUGGAGGUGGCGCGAUCAAUGUUGCGUUUGUCUGGAUCUGGGCGCUACUUUCCGACGCACUUCAGACCCGCUGGACUUUGAUCGUCGCUCAAGGCAUCAUUGGUCUGAUUCCGUGCAUCAUUAUGUCCAUCUGGACCAGUCACCCAACAUCUGUGCCUGUGUCGGCAGCUUAUGCAAGCUAUUUCAUCAACUACGUUGCACUUGGAACAGCGCCAUUGAUCUUUGCGUGGCUUUCUGAUCUCAUCCCACAAGAUCCAGAAGCUCGCAGUCUCAUCGUGGGCGUUGCUGUCGCGGGCUAGUAUGCAAUCUCUACAAAUACGGUUGGCAAUCAUGCAUUGCCAUAUGGGUGCUCUGUAUCGCCAUGACCUGUACAUUGCGAUACAUCGAUGUGCGAUAUCUGCUUCCGAAGCGACGUGCCUUCGCGGAGGCUGUGGAUACCGGGGAAGUCGCGGUCGCGGGUCAUGUUGUUGCCAAAGACACCAUUGACGGACUGAUCAUUUCUACCGAUGCAGAUGGUGUGGACAAGACUGCGAAUGUCACUGUCAAGAGUGACUUUACGAAGGAUGCGCGCUAG
This is a messenger RNA of Cercospora beticola, 1595 nucleotides long. RefSeq lists its product as uncharacterized. Gene Ontology annotation, biological process: transmembrane transport. Gene Ontology annotation, cellular component: membrane. Lineage: Eukaryota; Fungi; Ascomycota; Dothideomycetes; Mycosphaerellales; Mycosphaerellaceae. Gene Ontology annotation, molecular function: transmembrane transporter activity. The record is from RefSeq and is a predicted model, not a curated record.